CAACUCUUGUCAAAUCCACAAAAAUUCUCAGUCCUCCACCGACCCUGACCCGAACCGACCCGAAUCUUGCCGGUGAGAACAUGGAGGUCCAAAGCAGCAGCAACAAUGGCGGUCACUCUUCAUUCUCCAGUCUCCGCGUCUACCUCAACUCUCUUUCCGCGACGCCUUCUCGCUUAUCACGCCGCGCUAUUUCCGUCUCCACUUCUUCCGACGAGAUGAGUCACGUCCGCGCCGUCUCCGGCGAACAGAUGCACGUCCGCGCCGUCUCCGGCGAACAGAUGCGCCGUACUCUCCGAUGGUACGAUCUCAUUGGACUCGGAAUCGGCGGAAUGGUCGGCGCCGGUGUUUUUGUCACCACCGGCCGUGCCAGUCGUCUCGACGCCGGUCCUUCAAUCGUCGUCUCUUACGCCAUCGCUGGACUCUGCGCUCUCCUCUCCGCUUUCUGUUACACUGAAUUCGCCGUACAUCUCCCCGUCGCCGGCGGCGCCUUCAGCUACAUCCGUAUCACAUUCGGUGAGUUUCCUGCAUUCUUCACCGGAGCGAAUCUUAUAAUGGACUACGUAAUGUCAAACGCCGCCGUUUCGAGAAGCUUCACCGCUUAUUUAGGAACAGCUUUCGGGAUCUCAACAUCCAAGUGGCGAUUCGUCGUCUCCGGUCUACCAAAAGGAUUCAACGAGAUCGAUCCAGUCGCCGUUCUCGUAGUCCUCGUAAUCACAGUCAUCAUCUGUUGCAGUACAAGAGAGAGCUCGAAGGUGAACAUGAUAAUGACUGCAUUUCACAUCGCAUUCAUAUUCUUCGUGAUCGUGAUGGGGUUCAUAAAAGGAGAUUCAAAGAAUCUUUCCUCACCGGCGAAUCCAGAGCAUCCGUCGGGGUUUUUUCCGUUCGGCGCGGCCGGAGUUUUCAACGGAGCUGCCAUGGUUUACUUAAGCUACAUAGGAUACGACGCCGUUUCAACCAUGGCGGAGGAAGUAGAAAAUCCCGUUAAAGAUAUACCCGUCGGUGUCUCCGGCUCCGUCGCAAUCGUCACCGUCCUCUACUGUCUCAUGGCCGUCUCCAUGUCAAUGCUUCUCCCAUACGAUAUGAUAGAUCCGGAGGCGCCGUUUUCUGCGGCGUUCAGAGGAUCGAACGGCUGGGAAUGGGUGACGAAAGUGGUGGGGAUAGGAGCAAGCUUUGGGAUAUUAACAUCACUUUUGGUGGCAAUGUUAGGUCAGGCUCGCUACAUGUGUGUCAUCGGACGGUCCAGAGUGGUCCCCUUUUGGUUCGCCAAGAUUCAUCCCAAAACAUCUACGCCAGUCAACGCCUCCACUUUUCUUGGCAUUUUCACGGCGGCUCUUGCGCUUUUCACCGACCUAAACGUCCUCCUAAACCUCGUAUCCAUUGGAACACUAUUUGUCUUCUACAUGGUCGCAAACGCUCUCAUCUUCAGACGUUACGUCCCCGUCGGACCCACCAAGCCAUGGCCCACACUCUGCUUCCUCACACUAUUCUCCAUAACCUCUCUUGUCUUCACCCUCAUCUGGAAACUUGUGCCGGAAGGCAAGCCUAAAGCUUUCAUGCUCGGUGCCAGCGCGGUGGUGGCUAUAGCCAUCGUGCUGAUCUUCCAGUGCGUGGUUCCCCAGGCUAGGAAACCCGAGUUAUGGGGAGUCCCAUUCAUGCCGUGGACCCCGUGCGUGUCGAUUUUCUUGAACAUUUUUUUGCUUGGUUCGUUGGACGCACCCUCUUACGUCCGUUUUGGCUUCUUCUCCGGUUUGAUUGUGCUCGUGUAUUUGCUUUAUGGCGUUCAUGCGAGUUCUGAUGCUGAAGCCAAUGGGUCUUUUGGUGUUAAAGAUGGACAAGUCAUGAAAGAGCUAACCGAAGUGUGAAAAGUAUUUAUUUAGUUUAGUUUUCUAAAACAACUAGCUUAUGUAAUUAAACUCUCUAGUUUCUUUUUCCAAAUGAGGGGGUUUUAAAAUAUUACUGAAAAAAUAUUAAAUUCAACUUUAGGGAAAAAAAAGAUCAUGUAUUUUUUUUUAACGACUAAAAUGAAAUCGAUCGUAUGCUAGUCA
Messenger RNA from Arabidopsis lyrata subsp. lyrata, 2045 nucleotides. Its product is annotated as cationic amino acid transporter 6, chloroplastic. Bases 81 to 1862 code for a protein of 593 amino acids. Gene Ontology annotation, biological process: amino acid transport; transmembrane transport. Gene Ontology annotation, molecular function: amino acid transmembrane transporter activity. The record is from RefSeq and is a predicted model, not a curated record. The transcript is spliced from 4 exons. NCBI's taxonomy places the organism in Eukaryota, Viridiplantae, Streptophyta, Magnoliopsida, Brassicales, Brassicaceae. Gene Ontology annotation, cellular component: plasma membrane.